Molecule: messenger RNA, 3368 nt
Organism: Olea europaea var. sylvestris
Lineage: Eukaryota; Viridiplantae; Streptophyta; Magnoliopsida; Lamiales; Oleaceae
Product: receptor-like protein 12
Exons: 1
Molecular function (GO): protein binding
Source: RefSeq, a predicted model, not a curated record
AUAAACUAAAACACGCAGUUCCCAGUUCUUACUUUGAAUUUUCUCUCUCUCAUCAAUACUUGUCUUCAUCGUCAAAUAAAAGAGAACGGUGUUCAGUUGUGAACCCCAUUAGGCAGAAAAUUAAAGUUGAUGGGUGUUCUUGACAACAAAUGAGCAAUCUAUUGUAUCCAUGGAUUUUCUUGGUGACCCUUUUCCAAAUCUUAUCAAGCACAAAUACUGUCUUGGCUUCUGGUCAAUGUCUUGAUGAUCAACGGGCAUUGUUGAUUCAAUUGAAGAACACUGUCACAUUCAACAGGACAAUUUCGAUCAAGCUGGUGACCUGGAAUCAGUCUGAGGAUUGUUGCAUCUGGAAGGGGAUUGCCUGCGAUAGAUCAGGGCAUGUGACCGGUUUGGAACUGGAUAACGAAUCGAUUUCUGGUGGAAUUGAAAAUUCGAAUAGUCUUUUUGGAUUUCAGUAUCUACAGAGGCUGAAUUUGGCUUUUAACAGAUUCAACAACAUUCAGAUUCCAAGCGUGAUUUAUAAUCAUGUGAAUUUGACAUACUUGAACUUGUCAAAUGCUGGUUUCGUUGGACAGAUUCCAAUUGGGGUUUCGAACAUGACGAGAUUGGUUACUAUGGAUCUCUCUACCCAAUUCCCUGGGAUUCAGCAACUGAAACUUGAGAAUCCAAACCUGACAACGCUUGUUCAGAAUCUUAAAGAGCUUCAAGGACUUUAUCUUGAUGGUGUUAAUAUAUCAGCUCCCGGGAAUGAUUGGUGCCAGGCUUUGUCUUCGUCUUUACCAAAUUUAAGCAAAUUGAGCUUGUCUAGAUGUCAUCUUUCGGGCCCAAUAGAUUCUUCCUUCUCACAGCUUCAUCUUCUAUCAGUUCUCCGCCUUGACAACAACGAUCUGUCCACAACAAUCCCAGAGUUCUUUGCAAAUUUCACAAGAUUGACAAGCUUAAGCCUCAGCUCUUGCUCUUUGCAAGGAUUCUUUCCGGAUAAAAUCUUCCAGGUACCCACUCUACAGAAUCUGGAUUUGUCAAAUAAUGAGUUACUCAACGGCAAUCUGCCCCAAUUUCCUCAGCGUGGAUCUUUUAGAAGAAUCAUUCUUAGCUACACUAACUUCUCAGGUCCAAUGCCUGAUUCCAUUGGCAAGCUUGUAAUGUUGUCUAGUAUUGAUCUGUCCCAUUGCAAUUUCAGCGGACAACUUCCGUCCACGAUGACAUAUCUCACAGAACUAAUUUACUUGGACUUAUCAUUUAACAAUCUCACUGGUUUUGUUCCACUGUUCAAUAUGUCCCAGAAACUUACCUAUAUAGACCUCUCUCAUAAUGGUCUAAACGGUUCACUUUCUUCCAGGCAUUUUGAGGGACUUAAUGAUCUUGUAUAUAUGAACUUAGGGUAUAAUUCACUCAGUGGAAACAUCCCCUCUGUUCUGUUUGUGCUCCCAUCGCUGCAGAAACUCCGACUGUCUAACAAUCAAUUUGGUGGCCAAGUCAAUGAAUCUUCGACUAUGGUCUUCUCUCAAUUGGAUACACUUGAUUUAAGUAGUAAUCUUCUACGAGGGCCAAUUCCCCAAUUUUUCUUUGAACUUCGAAAACUUAAUGUUCUCAUACUUUCUUCAAAUUUCCUUAACGGCACUCUACAGAUGGCAAAUAUCCAUAACCUCCAAAACCUCACGAGACUGGAGCUUGCUCACAACCGCUUGUCAAUCAAUACAAGCAAUAGUUCUUCGAGCUCAUAUUCGUUUCAACAGCUAACCAGGUUAAACUUAGCUUCCUGCAACCUACAAAGUUUUCCUGACUUGAGGAACCAAUCAAAAAUGUCAUUUUUAGACCUUUCAGACAACCAAAUUAAGGGGGAAAUACCUAAUUGGAUUUGGGAAGUUGGACGUGGAAGCCUUGUUCAUUUAAAUCUUUCUCACAAUCUCCUGCGAGAUCUGCAAACACCUUAUAACAUUUCCAGUCUUUUGAUUUUAGACAUUCAUAGCAACCAGCUCCGAGGUGAUCUGCCAAUCCCUCCGCCAUCAGCUAUCUAUAUAGAUUACUCCGGGAAUAAUUUCAAUAGCUCCAUUCCGGCUGAUAUUGGCAACAGUGUUUCGAAUUCUUUUUUCUUCUCUCUUUCAAAUAAUAGUCUAACGGGAUCCAUACCUGAAUCCAUAUGCAAUGCUAGAUACCUUCAAGUUCUUGACUUUUCCAUCAAUUCCCUGAGCGGCAGAAUACCGAACUGUCUACUAUCAAGUAAUAUUCAGACUCUUGGGGUACUGAAUCUAGGAAGAAACAUCCUCAGCGGCACCAUUCCUAAUACAUUUUCUCCCAGUUGUGGUCUAAGAACUCUAGACUUCAGUAGGAAUAAUUUAUCAGGACAGAUUCCAGGAUCCCUAGCCAACUGCAAAUUGUUAGAAGUCGUGAGUAUUGGAAACAACAACAUUGAAGACAAAUUUCCAUGCAUGUUGAAAAAUUCAUCCAACUUACGUGUCCUAGUUCUGCGAUCCAACAAAUUCCAUGGAGGUAUUCGGUGUUUUCCUGGGGCAAGUAACAGCUGGCGAAAUCUUCAAAUCAUUGAUAUUGCUUCUAACAAUUUCAGUGGAAAUUUAUACCCAAAAUGCUUCUUAAGUUGGAGAGGAAUGAUGCUCGGCAAUGAUGGUGAAUUUGAUCACAACCACCUGAGGUUUGACUUUCUGAAUCUGAGCAACUUUUACUAUCAGGACACUGUGACAGCAACCAUUAAAGGGUUAGAACUGGAGUUUGUGAAAAUUCUCAGAGUUCUUACUGUCCUUGAUUUCUCAAGCAAUAAUUUUCAAGGAGAGAUACCAGACACUGUUGGGAAUCUAAGUUCUCUUUACAUUCUCAACUUUUCAAAUAAUGCUCUCAUGGGCCAAAUCCCGAAAUCAAUUGGAUAUCUCAGACAGCUUGGAUCACUAGACCUCUCAAAGAAUCAGCUAACUGGAGUAAUACCGGAAGAGCUCACAAGUCUAACAUUCCUUUCAUUCUUGAAUCUGUCCUGCAAUAAGUUGUUUGGGAAGAUCCCCCAGGGUCGUCAGUUUCAGACUUUUUCAGAAGUCUCCUAUGAAGGAAAUACGGGACUUUGUGGGUUGCCUUUGAAUAAAAGCUGCAAAGACAACACCUUAGCACCAAAUUCAGCUCCUAUCUUGGCAAGUAUAGAUUUUGAUUGGCAGUUUGUAUUCACGGGUUUGGGAUUUGGGGUUGGAGCAGCAAUUGUCAUCGCACCUUUUGCAUUUGUCAAGAAAUGGAGGGAACAAUGCAACAAGCACCUGGAACGACUUAUAAAGCUCAUUUUUCCAAGCUAUGGAUUCAGUUAUGUCAGGUAUGAUGGGAAGGUCGAGGCCGCAGAGGAAAUUGAAGACGAGACAACUGAUGAGGAGGAG